This is a messenger RNA of Meleagris gallopavo (turkey), 974 nucleotides long. Lineage: Eukaryota; Metazoa; Chordata; Aves; Galliformes; Phasianidae. The record is from RefSeq and is a predicted model, not a curated record.
AGCUGCCCGCCCCGCUGUGGGAGCGGCACUCCUCCCGGGGCAGCGGCCGGAGCUCCCGCCUGCUUUCCCCGCCUCCUCUACCGCUGCCUCCGAGCCGUCCCUCAGUCGAUCUCUCGCCUCGCAGGUAUCCGGAGCGGGCGGGGCUGGCGCUGCUCGGAGCCGGGCGGGCGGGCGCCAUGAAGCGCUCUCUGUGGCGGCUGUGCCAGUCGCGGGAGAAGGCGGCCGCAUCCAGCGCCUACCAGGGAGUCGUCUGCGAGGCCGAUGCCGCUUCCGUCGCCUCGCAGGAUGUCUUCAAGGUGAUUUCAGAUGGAAGCGCCUGUAGGCUGCGAAGCUUCAUUAAGAAGAACCGUUCUGGACUCACCAAAGUGGAUGAAUUAAAUGCAACCCCACUGCAUCAUGCUGCUGAAGGAGGCCAGAUAGAAUUAAUGCAGUUGAUUAUAGAAGAUUCUUCCUCUGAAGUAUUAAAUGUGAUGGAUUCUUCUGGAAAUACCCCACUGCACUGGGCUACAAGGAAAAACCAGGUUGAAAGUGUUAGUUUACUUCUCAGUAGAGGAGCCAACCCAAACAUUCUCAACACCAAUAUGAUGGCACCAUUGCAUAUGGCUAUACAGUCCCUGCAUAAUGAAAUUGUCAAGAUUUUGGUCCAGCAUAGCAGUACCGACGUUAAUUUGGAAGGUGAAGCAGGAAACACACCUAUAAUAGUAGCAUGUUAUAAGGACAAUCCUGAAGCACUAACACUCCUGAUUGAAAAUGGAGGAAAAAUAUGUAAGCCAAACAAAACAGGAUGCAUGCCUAUCCAUGCCGCUGCAUUUUCAGGCGCAAAAACAUGUAUGGAAAUCCUUUUAAAAAAGGUUUUUGUAACAGUAUCUACAGCUUCAGAUAUUAAAGCUCUACCGAUGUCAAAAACGUUAUCUUUUCUUUCAGUUCGGAUGCAUGAGAUCCAGCCAGAAAAAGGAAGUUACUUUGGAGGAUGA